UCAGGAUAAUUUCAGGGUUCUGAGUUUGAUUUGCAAGUUAAAGGCAUUAAAACUGCAAUUUUUUGGUGCUAUAGAAUCUUUCAACAUGGAGGAAGACGAUGAUUAUGUCGAGUACAUUCCUGUGAAAAAGCGUAGGGCGAUGGAAGCGCAGAGAAUCCUUCAGCGCAAGGGAAAAUCUUCUGCUCUUGAAGAUGAAGCUGAGAAAUCCAAACUGGCCGAGGCAAAACCUAGCUUGCUUGUAAAGGCAUCACAGCUUAAGCGUGAUCUUCCUGAGAUCAGUCCCGCUGAGCAGAUUGUGCAGCAAGAGAAGGAGAUGAUUGAGCAUCUUUCAGACAGAAAAACUCUGAUGUCAGUCCGUGAAUUGGCAAAGGGAAUUACUUAUACAGAGCCACUUUUGACAGGAUGGAAGCCUCCUCUGCCUAUUCGAAGGAUGUCAAGAAAGGAAUGUGAAUCAAUUCGGAAGCAAUGGCACAUCAUUGUGGAUGGUGACGAGAUUCCCCCACCUAUAAAGAAUUUCAAGGAUAUGAGAUUUCCGGAACCAAUUUUGAAGAACUUGAAAGCAAAGGGGAUUGUGCAGCCGACACCCAUUCAAGUACAGGGCCUUCCUGUGAUUUUAUCGGGUAGGGAUAUGAUUGGAAUUGCCUUUACAGGGUCAGGCAAGACACUUGUUUUUGUGUUACCACUAAUCAUGGUGGCUUUGCAAGAGGAGGUGUCGAUGCCUAUAGUUCCUGGGGAAGGGCCAUUUGGCUUAGUGAUUUGCCCAUCAAGGGAACUUGCAAGACAAACAUAUGAAGUUGUGGAGCAGUUUUUGGUUCCAAUGAGGGAGUGUGGUUAUCCAGAAUUGAGGCCAUUGCUUUGCAUUGGUGGAGUUGAUAUGCGGUCACAGUUGGAGGUUGUGAAGAAGGGUGUACAUAUUAUUGUUGCUACUCCAGGGAGGUUGAAGGAUAUGCUUGCAAAGAAGAAACUGAACCUUGACAAUUGCAGAUAUUUAACUCUAGAUGAAGCGGAUAGAUUGGUGGAUUUGGGAUUUGAAGAUGACAUAAGGGAGGUGUUUGACCACUUCAAAGCUCAACGCCAAACACUUCUGUUUUCUGCCACCAUGCCCACUAAGAUUCAGAAUUUUGCUAGAAGUGCUUUGGUAAAGCCUGUAACUGUUAAUGUUGGAAGGGCUGGAGCAGCAAAUCUUGAUGUGAUCCAAGAAGUCGAGUAUGUGAAGCAAGAGGCAAAGAUUGUUUACCUUCUUGAAUGCCUACAGAAAACCCCACCUCCUGUUUUAAUAUUCUGUGAGAACAAGGCGGAUGUCGAUGAUAUUCAUGAAUAUCUCCUUCUAAAAGGAGUUGAAGCAGUGGCCAUUCAUGGGGGCAAGGAUCAAGAAGAGAGAGAAUACGCCAUUUCAUCCUUCAAAGCUGGCAAGAAAGAUGUCCUGGUUGCAACUGAUGUUGCCUCAAAGGGUUUGGAUUUUCCUGAUAUUAAACAUGUUAUUAAUUAUGACAUGCCAGCAGAAAUAGAAAAUUAUGUUCACAGGAUUGGGCGAACAGGAAGAUGUGGCAAGACAGGAAUAGCUACAACAUUUAUAAACAAGAACCAAAGUGAGACGACACUUCUUGAUUUGAAACAUCUAUUACAAGAAGCAAAACAACGGAUUCCUCCUGUUUUGGCUGAACUCAAUGAUCCAAUGGAAGAUGUGGAUGCAAUUACCGAUGCAAGUGGAGUCAAGGGUUGUGCUUAUUGUGGUGGACUUGGUCAUCGUAUCCGUGAUUGCCCCAAGUUAGAACAUCAGAAAAGCAUGGCAAUUGCCAGUUCUAGGAGGGAUUAUUUUGGUUCUGGGGGCUACAGAGGGGAAAUAUGAGUUCUACUCAAGACAUGUGAAUUUUUGCAUGUUCAUCAAUCUGGUCACUGCUUCCUUCAUGUUCUGUAGGUUUCAUAAAUUUGCAAAAAGCAGUUACCCUCCAAUUGUUUACUCAAUGUGAUGGAUGAAUGUAUACUAGAUUCACCUAUAAUGGCAUAGCCUAUAUGCUUGUAACUUUCGAGGGAUUGAAAUAUGUCAAAUUAUCCUUUGAGCUUAUAAUGUAUUUCUUUUCUGAGGUGAACUUUGUUCUUCAACUUAUGGCAAGGAUUUAGUGUUUUUCAAGGUGGGGAUUUUGUUAAAUGUUUUCCUCUUCAUCUGACUGCCAAAUUGAAUGCUGGUUUCAGCUAAGUAUUGGCUAAAAGUUUAGAAGGUGAAUCAUGGAGCCAGAAUCUUCAUCCUUGUGUAACAAAUUAUUGAUUGAACCCUUCAACUCUGUUUCAGAAGAUAUUUUAUGA
Messenger RNA from Vitis riparia (riverbank grape), 2304 nucleotides. Its product is annotated as DEAD-box ATP-dependent RNA helicase 35. The transcript has 4 exons. The record is from RefSeq and is a predicted model, not a curated record. Lineage: Eukaryota; Viridiplantae; Streptophyta; Magnoliopsida; Vitales; Vitaceae. Gene Ontology annotation, molecular function: zinc ion binding; RNA helicase activity; ATP binding. Gene Ontology annotation, cellular component: spliceosomal complex. Bases 86 to 1849 code for a protein of 587 amino acids. Gene Ontology annotation, biological process: mRNA splicing, via spliceosome.